AAAAAAAAAAAAAAAAAAAAAAAAAAAAUGAAAAAUCAACAACAAUAAUAAUAAUAAUAAUAAUAAUAAUAUUUAUUAACCGCGUUACCCGAUCGGCCACAUUUCCGUACGUAACGCAACGUUGUCGACGGUCGGGCGUGUGUGCUCGGUCUUGUCUGCUAUUGUUCGGCACACCGGACGAACCGCGAGCCGAUAUUGUCGUUCGCCCGUGUCCGUCCGCCGCAGCCGUCGCCGUGCCAGACCAACCCUCGCCCGUACGCGCGAUACAGCACGACGCAGGGACCGGCCCGGACAUCGCCGCCGACCACCCGAUACGCGACCCGAGUGAGUACCUACGCCGCUUCCGUUUGUUUCUAAAAACGCCGAGUGCCCGUAACCGUAACGAUACGCGCACCGGGUCUCCCGGUUUUCGCGUACGCACCCCCGCGGCUAUUGUCGUCCUCGGUUGCAUACGAGUACUCGCCUUUGCCCGGACGCCCGCGGUAAUUUCGACGUACCGCCGUCGGCGUUACCGAAUAACCUAGGUACGUUUUCUUUUACGCAUUUCAGACGGAAACUUCUUAUGCGUUUUUUUUUUUUUUAUAUGUUUUUUUUUUUUUUACUACGUUAUUAAUACGAUUGGUUUAUUCAUUGAGAUCUGUACGUGCCCGUGUUAGUGUUUGUUGAUCGAAUUCUGCGUACAAACCCGUCGCAUAUUAUAUAACGAAUAGUGUGUCCCUUCCGGUAGUUUACGGUCCCUGGUGAAUUUGUGUUCGACCGAAAUAUCUAGUGGACAGUUGUACAACGUUGCACAAUAAUUCACAGUGUCUAUUUAUCACUUGGAAUUUUUUUUUUUUUUUUUUUUUUUAUCAUUAGUUCAAUCAUUACUCAGGUACCUAAUUAUGUUUUUGUGUUUAUAUUGUGUACUUAGAUAUGAACUGAUGUGCCCAAUUAGCGUAUUGAGAACCGUGUUCUCAUAGUAAAAUACAAAUGAUAAGUUAUCAAUUUUUUUAAACAAUCCUUAGGCAUUAAUGAAUGAAAUUCUGUGAAUAACAUGUUCACCUAUGUACUGGUUAAAAAAUUAUCGGUUUACCAUUGAUACUUUUAGUGCAUUUACUUUCAAAAAACCAAUUUUUGUACGUCUCAUUUAUAAUACAAGCCAUUUGUUUUUGGUACUUUAUUUCUUAAUUUCAUUUAUUUUCUAUUCAUAAAAUCCAUUAACAACCAUACAUACACAUGGUUUAAAAUUACCUGCAUUCAAAAUGUGAUCUCUGUAGGAUAAAAUUUAAAUGGAUAGAAUUAUUAUAUUAAUUUUAAGUAGUAGGUAUCUCAAUAUGUAAACAUUAAUUGUGAUACUAAUUAUACAUUUAACGGAUUUCUUAAACUAGAAUUUUAUCGGUUUUGAUUUUAAAAAUCAGUUUCCUUUAAGUAUUUUUGUGUUUAAUUUUGUUCCUCCUAUAAUUUUUACUUUUUUCACAUUCUGUUCAUGUAAACCUACGUAUUAAAAUAAAAUUUGUUAAUAAUACCCGUCUACAAACAAUACAUAUAACAGUACUAGGCAUAUCGCGUAUGCAAUAUAAUAAUAUUAUAUACCUAGGUGUAUAAGUUACUCUUCACUUAGUUCAUUGUAAAUAUUACUGGUGUUGCCCUUGUAAUGUUAUUGAUUAUUUAUUUAAAUAACUUAUUCAUUAUACCUACUUGUGUAUAAAAAUGAAAUAAUUAAACUAUACCUAUUCAGAUUUCUGGGAGUAUUCCUUGUAUACAUUCUUAGUUUUAUUUUCUAUGCACUUAUUCUUAAUUUUUUUUUUUUUUUUUUUACUCCAUUUAUUUCUUUUAACAAUGGGUGGAGUCAACACAUGGCCAGUAUCUGAUAUGGCAACUCGUUUUUUUUUUUAUUCAUAAACAGUGUAAUUUAGUAAUCUUAUAAGCUAUAUUAUUGUUGUAUUCAUUUACAUCACUACUGGAUACAUUUAACUGGAUGAUUAUUUCAUUCCAAUGUUCAGAAAUAUGGAAAUUCAAACUAAGGACUUAUGGGUAAACCUCGAGGUAAACUUGUAAUGUAUUUACGGUUUAGUUUUGAGUUUUUUAAAUAACAGUAGAUUAAAUCAAAUAUUAAUAGAAUACAAUUUGUGAGAUAGUCAUAGCCAUUGACUCAACCCAACAUAUUAGCAAUUAGGUACCUAUAACUUCAGCUUUAUUUUCAUAUUACAUUAAUUCCAUUUUAAAUAGUAUUGUAAUUCACAUUUUCAUUUUUUAUUUAUUGUUAACCUUAUCUUAAUAUAGAAUAAAUUGCAUAAACACAUAUAUCAACAAAUUACAAAACAUUUAGCAUAUUCACAGUUCAGUAAAUUAUAUUGAGUGUUGCUCGAAUUCUCAAAUAGUAUGAAUGUUCCUGUUAAUUAUAAAUCUAAUUUUAGUUCGGUAAUUAUAAAAUAGGUACUGAACGGAUUAAUAAAAGUUAUUCUGUUAUCUAAAAAAUUGAAGUAAGACAAAACAACACAUUUUAAAUUAAAAAAUAUACAUGAUAUUGUUUUUCUAUUAUCACUGUUUUCGCAUUAUAAAAAUCUAUAAUGGUACCUGUAACUGAAUAAGUUACAGGGUUUAUGCGACCCUGGUUUAUUUCCAUUGUUUCAUAAAGUUGUUAAAUAAAAAGUACCUGGUACCAUUAUUUUAGAUUCUCAGUGUAGGAAGUAAUUUAUUGGUUUUACCAUGAUGUAUUUUUUUUUUCCUGUGUGUAAACAACUUUUCUACUGAACAUUUUGCUCUGAUUAACAAGUGUGCCAUUUGUUAUUUUUCUUGUAGGUAGUAUUUUAAUAAUUGGAAAGAGUAGGAAAAAGGAAAAUUACACUGGGUUUAUUGGCAGCAAAGGGGAAAAAUAUACCUCUCUGCUUAGAAUCAUUUUUCCCUUUGUAAUUGAUUUAUCAUUGCAUACAGUACUUAUCUAUAAAAACCAAAUUACUCUUUAUAUCCUACCUUCCCAACUACAACAGUGGUCUACCCAUAAGCAUUAUCACCAUGUGUUUUUAAUUAAAAACUCCCAUUGUUACUUUUAUUAUUUUUGUUUUCCAGAAGUGAAUAAAUAUAAUUAUACAUAUUUUGAUAAUAGAAAUAUCUAUAAACCAGUGUAUACUUGAAGUCCUUUUCACCUCGAAAAUUCUUCCAUGAUGGAAUGGAAGAACAAUAUUCCUGAAGGGUUAGAAAAACAUACAAAAUAUUUAAUUUUUUUCAUUAUUAUAUAUAAUAAUACAAUUUAUUCUUAUGAGUAGGAAAAGUAUUAAAACCUCAGGCCCUCAGAAUAGAAGACCUUCAGGUAGUGUAAACAAAAAAGCAAACGAUCCUGUGGAAUAUUUUGGGUGAGUACCUACUACUACUACAUAUUUCUAGCUUUACACUACAUAUAUUUAUCGUUGGCACUGAAUUGCUUAAUAAAUUUGGGUAUUAUCUUUAUAAUACUAGACCCCUGUACUAGACAUAAUUCACUUUUAGAAAUAAACAUCCACAAUUAAUAAAACUUAAUAAUAUUAAAGUAUAAAAAAAAUUCUAUGUGAAAACAAAGUGUAUCCUAUUUUAGUCUUAAAUUUAGUGAAAAAAUAGUUUUUUUGCAAUAUUGUCAGUUAAAAAGACUAGAUACGUCUGGUGCGCCAAACCAUACUGAGAUGUUUUCUUAAAAUAAUUAACAUAGAACUUCAAUAUAGUAUUUUCAGUUAUCUCAUAAGAAUAAACCAAUGUAUGUUAUGUAUUACUUAUACAAUUUGAUCAAAAAAGUUAAGGUCACUUUCCAUUAAAAAUUUAUUAAUUCUUUUCAAUAUUAUCAAAUAAUUUUAUUACAUUUUUGAUUGGGCUUAUGAUUCUUAUUUGGAUCAUUUAUUAUAUGUAGACUACAUAUUUUAAAGUUGGUAAAAUGACAGAAAAAAAUUACCUAUUUUUCUUGUUGGCUAUGUAACAAUUUCACGAUAACGUUGAAAUUAUUCAAGGUUGAAAGUAUAUUAAUUCGGAUAAAAAAAAAAAAAAAAAAAAAAAAACAAUUUUCUGUAACUGAAAUAAAUGAACAAUUUUUAAAUAUUAAAUAGUUUUUUAGUUAGUUUUCAUAACUGUAUACCAUUCUAUUAUUUUAUUUAGUAUAAUUUCAUAAUUCAUUAAACAGUAUGUACAAAUAUAAUAAUAUAAUCAUUUUGAGUCUAUAUCCAACUAAUAGAAAAUAUUACUUCUUAGUUCCACUAAAAUAUUAAGUACUAGAUCUUUGUCAUUUAUAAUUUAAAGUAUUUAAUUAUUUUAUAAUUGUUUUCCCUGUUUUUGUUUAUGUUAACAAGAAAUUAUAUUGUGAUACUAUUGAGAAAAUUAUAUAUUAUUUAAAUACUGCACGUGUAAAACAAAAUAUUAUACUCAAUCCAGUAUAAGAAGUGGAAGAAAGAAAUCAUUGCAUAGUUGUGUAGUAUAAUAAAUUAUUAUACAAUUGUUAUUUAAACAUUCGCCCUUAUUUUUUUAUUUGUUCUAUACCUAGGUAUUUACUAUAUUAUGUGUAUAAUAAAAAAAAAAAUUAUUUUUAGCGUUGCACAGAAACCUAAAACCAAGCGUAAGCCAAAGAAGGAGAGUAAAAUGAUCAAUAUUGAAGAAUUUGUGUGCACUUAUGGUGCUAGUAAUAAUACUGUUAUUUCAGAGCCAAUUAAAGCAGCCACAACCUUCCGUUAGUAUUCAAUAGAUAUCAGGUUUAAAUUAUAUUUUUACAUAAUUUAUUUUAAUUAUAUAAAUUACAUUGAUUAAAAAUUGUAUAGCUGUUACAACCAAUGCUUGGGCACGUAAAAAAGGAUCAGAAUUAUUUGCUAAAGCUAAGGAUGAUAACGAGGAAGAGAAAAUGUUAAAAAUGGCAAUUGCUGAAAGUAUUAAAACUGCUGAAGAACAUUCACGAAUCAAAGAUUCCACAUGGUAAAAUAAAACAUUAUUAAAUACAAUUUUUAGAUUCCGAGCGAAGUAAAGCAUAUAUUGGUUUUACAAUGAUCUUUAUUUAUUUAUUAAUUUUUUUUAAUUCUGUGCAAAUUCUGUAUUUCCGAUUUUCAAGUUUAAUACCUUUUCUGAAAAUAAAUUUUCCUGGAGUGGUAGUUUAGAAGUGUAAUUUGUUUUGAUUUCCGCUCAGAAUUGUUUUGUUAGCUAUGAAUAAUCGUUGCAUACAAAAACACAUUAAAUUCCCCUCUAUAUCCUACCUUCCCAAAUUUUCAUCUACAACAGUGGCCCACCCAUUAUACAAAGUAUGUCUGUCUUUUUUUAUUAUAUUACUAAAAUAUGUAUUUUUUGUUUAGGAAAAAUGACCAAGAAAAUACUGUCAAUAGUGAUGAUUUGAUGUUCCAGAAAAAACAUAAUUCCCAAAACAAAAAAAGUUCCAGAGGAUCUAAAGAGUCUAGGUCCAUAAAUUGUUGGAAUAAUAGUUCAUUUGUUAAAGAAUCAGAUGAUUAUGGUUUUUUACCUGAACACAAUAAGACUAAUAAGAGUCCCAAAGUGGGUACACUGUGGGAAGAUGAUUCCAAAAAUAACAGGUCUAAAGAACGUAAAGACAUCAAAAGUAAGUCUAAACACAUCCAAAAAGACAAACCUAAGGAAAACAAACCAUCACCAACAGACAGUCCUCUUAAACCAGAGAAAAAACUCAGGCAGAGGGGUGACUGGAAGGAAACUUUCAUCAAAGACAACUAUCAACCAGAAAGAAAUGUGAGAUCUAAUGAUAAGGAUGAUCAAAGACCUCUACCUCAAGCUCACGAUUGGAGUGUUCUCACUUCUGGUUGGAAUAAACCAGAAGAAAAGAAAGAAGAUACUAAAAAACCGUCCAAUAUGUGGAAUGGUGACGUUGGUGUUAAUGUGACCAAAAACAAAUGGGAAUCUCCCAAUUGGUCAGAGCCUGCCAAAACCGAAUCCGUAGACAUUUGGAGCAGUGAUCGCCCCAAAAGUAAUUCAGUUGUUUGGAAUGAUCCAGUUGAAACCAAAAAAGAUAGUAUUGAUGAGAAAAUCAUUAAGUCUGAACGGACAGAAAUUAAGCCUAACGUGUUUGGCUUUACUGAUUCCUGGGGACCUCCGAUGCCUCCUCAAAUUAAUAAAGAACCUCCUAAACCUAUCGAGAGUCCCAAGUUUGUAAAGAAAAAACCACUGCCAGCUCCAGAUUUUAAUAGGUACCUAUUGGAAGCCCUUAGUCAAAGCUCUCCAUACAGUGUACCCCCUCCACACACAGAACCCCAAAUUUCUCAGACUAACACAGAUAGUCUGUAUUCUAACUUGGAAUCUGUCCUUCCAAAAACCUCUAGUUCUGUAUUAGAGACUAAUAACUCACCAGAGUUCCUUUCCAACUUACACUUUUUGGCCAAUAUGACCCAAAUAUGUGAUAGGUUGGGUCUUAAUAAUAAGCAAUUACUUUCGGACUUGCCUGUUGGUGCAACUAGUAGUAAUGUUGAACCCGAUUUACUUCAACAACCGCCAACAAUAAAUCAAAUACAACAUAAUUUGAACUGGAACCAAAAGACCAACCAAAAGGUCUAUCAACCAUAUCAGCCUGUGCUACAUCAGCAAUCAGACUUUAUGUUGCCUAACCAAUUGCUGCAUUCACAACAACAACAUCAACAUCAACAUCAACAUCAGCAGCAUCAACAACACCACCAUCACCACCAGCAACACCAGCCGCAGCAACACCAGCAGCAGCAACACCAGCAGCAGCAACACCAGCAGCAGCAACAUCAGCAGCAGCAACACCAGCAGCAGCAACAUCAGCAGCAGCAGCAACAACAACAGCAGACAUCGUUUAUGCCUGCUAAUUCAAACAAUUUCAAUCUAAGUGGUAACAAUGCGUUCCCAGCGUUAAACUUAGAUCUUAACCCUCAGUUCAAUAAUCUCAUCUAUCCAAACCAGUUGGUUCCACCACCUAAUGGUCUGUUCCCUUAUCAACAUCAGACUAACAUUGAAAGGCUAGCCAAUCUAUCUCUAGGACAGGAUAAGAUGAAUUUCCCCAUGUAUAAUUUGGUCCAGGACAAACAGACACGACUGAACGACUCAUUUAAUUCUGUUCGAGAACCAAUGAAACAGUCCAAACCAGUGCAGCCCAAUGUGUUCAUGCCCAACACACUGCCUAAUUCGUACAAUUUCAACAUGGAUCCAACCCCUCCAUUGUUUCCUGCCAAUUUGUUCUAUGCACAGAUGCCUCAAGAUAUGAAUUAUGUACCACCUAAUCAGCAACAGUUCCACAACUUUAAAGAGCAAAACAUGCAGCACAUGUUUGGCAACCAGAAGCUGGAGCAUCAGGUUCUCCGGGACAAAAUGUUGAAUGUGGGCAAUCCAUAUUUAAAGGAUUAAAAAAUAUGUAGUCUUAUCACAAAACGUAAUAUUAAUACGUCAUCUAGUCAAUGGAAAUACUUAGGUUUUGAUACCUCGGUAGCAUUGAACCCCAAGUAUUGUGUAAGGUACAGUGUUUUAUUUUCGCUUCAAUUUUUCCCACCAAUUUCUCCUAGAGUGUGAUUUUUUUUUUUUUUUUUUUUGGCAAUAAAUACUUUCAGCCCAUCUUGUAUCGAUAAUCGUAUCGAAUAUUAAUUGGGUAAAAUAAGAAUAGUGCAAUUUUUUUUUCUUUUUAUUGUAAAUUUAUUAUUGAGUAACCAGUGUACAUUAUAACGAAUUAUUCGGUAAUUAGAAUCAUUGUACGAGUAUAUUCUCAUUAUUAAUAAUAAUACAUAUUAAAUGAUAUACCAGUGUUUCUUUUAUAAUUAAAGAUUGUGAUAGCGAGCUUAACAAGCAACGGUAAUAACAUUAUUGAGUAUAAUACUCCCUUGACUAAAAGAUACAAACUGAUUAGCUUUCAUGUUUAUAAAGAUUGUUUUUAGAGGUAUAUUUCUACUAACAUGAU
Molecule: messenger RNA, 7849 nt
Organism: Cinara cedri
Lineage: Eukaryota; Metazoa; Arthropoda; Insecta; Hemiptera; Aphididae
Source: the annotation of a GenBank genome assembly